AAACACAAACAAUCAGCUCAGUUUUAUGAUAGAUGUCAGUGCACAGGCAUUGGCUGGAAAAGCCCAAUUGACCCUCAGAGCCAUCACAGGGAACUCUAUCAGAUCACCCAGCCACAUUUGUGUUGAGGACAAUAGAUUGGCAUACGUGGCUAGUGGUGGUGUGGUUGUGUGCCAGAUCACCCAAGAUAAUCGUAUUCAGAACCAACGAUUUUUUGCGGCCAGUUCUACCGAUAACGACAGUGAAGCUAGCAGCUCAGCAAAUGCUUAUCUAAAUAUGAUUUCUGAAAGAGAAAGAGAACCCGACUCGUCUCAUCUAAAAGACUCAUUUGGUUUUAGCUUGGAACCUGAUCCUAUUAUAUUUAAUGGCAACAACAGCUCAGCUGGCAGUAUCUCGGAGGAAAUGGAUACCAUUUCAGCAACAAAACUAAAGGACCGAGUCAGAUCUAUCAGUUGUAUGGCUUUAUCUCGUAAUGGGAGACUUUUGGCGAUUGGAGAAACUGGCUACCAGCCCCGGAUUUUGAUAUUUUCUUUGGCACCCGAUCUGAUAAACAGCCCAAUUGCAUUGAUUCAACACCAUACAUUUGGUGUUUCCAGCUUGAAGUUUUCCGAAAACUCGAGAUAUCUAUGUUCUUUGGGGGUUGUAAAUGAUGGAGUCUUGAAUGUAUGGAAGAUUAAUUUGAACUCCAUAGUAUUAUUGGCCACCAAUCGAUGUUCUUCAGUGGUGAACGAUUUGCUCUGGCCAGGAGCCCAUAUAAUAACGGUUGGAACUCGGUUCAUUAAAGUCUGGAACUUCAAUGGAGAAGAAUCUCCAAUUAGGGUCGACCAGAAGCCUACUAUUCUAAAAGGAAAGAACGUGAUUCUAGGCCCCUUCAUAAAUCAUAACUUUCUAUCAGCAACUAUUUUGGAUGAAUGCCAGGUGUUGAUAGUAGCGGGCCUGAACACUUUGGUUUUGUUGAAUUUGGCCGAUGAGUACAAGCUAAUUCCUUUAAAGUCACCUCCAUUCAGUUUCAAUACUUUAACAUCUGAGAAGGACAGCAACAAAAUUUGGUUCAAUUCGAAUGGGUUCCGAAUUAAUUCAAUAACCAGGGGAGACCUACGACCGAGUGAAACAAUUUCUGUUCCGCUUCAACAAAACCAAUUACUUCCUCCUUUGAGUCCUUCAAGAUACGAUCUUCAUACCAGUGACAUCUCCAGAAUUUUCAAUUACAAUACAAACUAUUUACUCCAUGUUUCUGAAAAUGGAGUAAUAGAACUAAUGAAUAAAGACACUUUUGAACUGGUGUCUUUAAUAGGAACUCUAAGUAAAAAUAUUGGUGGCAUCAAAAAGUACGCCAGUGAGUACAUGAUUUUCACCAAGUCAGGUGACAUUAAUACUACAACUAUAGGUGAUGGUGAAAUAAGAAAUGUUCAAAGAGUUGAACUUCCUUCUCCAGAGCUUUUGCAGAACACAUUAACGGCUGCAGAGAAAUAUGAGUCUUAUCUAGCAGUCGGUGAUAAGUUUGGCCAUUUGUAUAUAAAUGAGAAACAAGCUUCAAACUAUGAAUCAGUCUAUCAGGUAAAGGCCCAUGAGUCCACAAUAAACGACAUUAUUAUGUUUACUUGUGAAGAGAGAACCUAUCUUGUAAGCAUAUCAAGAGAUAGGAUGAUUCAAGUUUUCACAAAAUUCGAAGACGGCUGGGAUCUCCAGCAAACACUUCCCACUCACACAGGGAAUUUGCUUCGGGUCAUAUAUCGCAAGGGAAAGAUUUAUGUGUGUUCCAGUGAUAGAACAAUUUCCAUCCACAAAAUAGGUCCAGAAAUAAAGGCUGAAAAAGUGCUCUCGUUAAGAGCUACCCCCAUCAGUAUGGAGAGGUUUGCCAAUGAAUUAAUCGUUUCUACCAAUGAUAAAAAUCUACUGAUAUAUAAUAUUGAUACAUUAGAACAAACAAGGUCGUUGAAGGUGUAUAAUGAAAAGACCAAUGAUUCGAUUUUAUUGGAAAACUUCAUUGUUCACAACAAUAUCAUAUUUGCUUCUACGUCAAAUAAAUGUUUGAGAACAUUCAACUACUUCACGGGAAAAGCAUUGACAUCAAAUUAUGGGCAUCUGGAGACCGUCUUGAGUUUAAGCAUCACGGACAAUAAACUUAUAUCCAUUAGUGCAGAUGGGUGCCUAUUCAACUGGGAACUUGAGUAUCCCAAUAAUCAUCAACAAGGAGAAGGGCUUAAAUCAGCCACAAGCUCUCCUAAUGCCAGAUCUGAAGCAGGGUUGCCAAUGUUGUCCAAAGUCAUCAGGAAGAUUCUUCCCUCUUCACCUACUAGAAAAAAGGAAGAUGAAACUCAAACACCCAAGCAACAUCCAAGUCGUAAGGCUUCGAUUCCUUCGCUUACACCUCCACAUGCCCAAAUCAUACUUGAAUCUCCAGAAAGUUCACCUACCUCAAGGCUUACCAAUGCUACAUUGAAGAGAAUCGAGGCCAAAAGAGCUAGUGGAUUAGCAGAAUCUCCAAUUUUGAGGUCCAGAUCAAUGUCUCCUACAAGUAAGGGAAACGGCUCCCCAACCAAGCAGUAUGCCGUCACACCAGGAAAGGACCGAAGGACAAUCACAAGAUUCAGCGAAGAAGAAGCCAUUAGCAGCAUACACACUAAUAUCAGACUGAUCAGAAGUUCACUUUUGAAUAACCAGCUAGAUGCAAAAAUUAAGAUUCAGAUUCGGCAAGAACUUAAGAGACAUCGGACAGUCAACUACUAG
Molecule: messenger RNA, 2728 nt
Organism: Yamadazyma tenuis ATCC 10573
Lineage: Eukaryota; Fungi; Ascomycota; Pichiomycetes; Serinales; Debaryomycetaceae
Source: RefSeq, a predicted model, not a curated record